CCCCAUCCCGGCCCGGCGCCGUCUCCUCCCUCCGUGGGGCCCCGACGAGGGGGUCGGGGCAGCCUCGGCACGGUCAGGGACACGGGGGACAGGGCUCGUGUCCCGGGAGAAGAUGAUGUGAAUGGGCUGCAAGAACCCGACAAGAUGGAUGGAGAGCUGCCCUGUGCUGAGGUGGAUGGGGAAGUGUCCUCUGCCGCAGCAGCGGAUCUGGGAGGGGAGAUGCCCUGUGUGGAGAGUUCUACUGAAGGAGAAGUGUCUGGUGCCCAGAGAGAUGCAGAAGGAGAGAUGGCCAGCCCAAAAGAAGAGGAAGCUUGUGCUGAGGGCAGCGUGGAAGGAGAGAUUCCCGGCACUGACAGCGAUGGAGAAGGAGAGAUUCCCGGCACUGACAGCGAUGGGGAAGGGGAAAUGCCCUGUGCUGAAAGCGAUGCAAAAGAAGAGGCAUCUUGCUCUGAGAGCGAUGGGGAAGAAGUACCAGAUGCUGGAAUCCCUGCUGCUUCAAGGAAAAUAGCUUCUCUUUCUUCUCCCCUACGGGCGAUCGUCCGCCUGCGGCGGCGAUACCGCGGGCAGAAGAAAAGCCGCCUGCACUUGGAGCUCCCUCGGGAAAAGCCCGCCGAGUUUGUCCACACGAGGCUGCUCCAGAGGCAGCUCUCCCUGAACAGAACUGGCCUGUAUGGCCCUUCCAUGUCUCUCUUCAACCAGACAGGCUUUGAAAGCUCCCAGUACUUCACCUUCGACACGUCGGUGGAGCAGCACGCGAUGAAAAAGUGCCGGCGGAAAAAGAGCCGAAGGAAAUUUCGGAUGGUCCUCUACCCAGACAAAACAAAGAGGUACCUUCCAACAGAGGAGAAGAGCAAAGCAAAACGCUGCCUCUUCUUGCUCAUGGCCAUUAUCUUCUUCCAGAUUCUCAAUGCAAUAGAGAACCUGGAUGAUAACCUCCAAAAAUACGACCUGGACGGUUUGGAGAAAACAAUGCACCGGGAAGUGUUUGGGCAGAGGGUGGCUGUGGAAAGUAUUGUGGAGUUACUGAAAGACUAUCUGGCUACACACAUCCACAACAAGCCUCUAGUCAUCUCUUUAAAUGGCCCGACAGGAGUUGGCAAGAGCCACGUGGGCUGGCUGCUGGCCAAGCAUUUUCGUUCCGUCAUGGCCAGUGACUUUGUGCUGCAGUACUUUGUAAUGCACCACUGCCCCAGCGGGGUGGCUCCUCUGACGUGUGAGAUAGACCUGUCAGAGAAGAUUUCUGACAUCGUUACAAGAGCUGAAAUAGAGGAGAAGACACCGCUGUUUAUUCUGGAUGAGGUGGAACUCAUGUCUCCCGUCCUGCUGGACACUCUCAGCCGGUUCUUCGAACCCAAUCAAACCAACGAGUUCCUCAACGCCAUCUACAUUUUAAUCAGCAACAUAGGAGGUGGCGAAAUAACGAAGUUCCUUAUCCAGAACGACUCCGCUGAGCUCCUGCGUCAGCACCGGGGAGCUGAAGAGCUGGUGAGCAUUAUCCAGCCGGUGCUGAGCCACGUCCACCCUCUCUGGAAGUCUGCAGACAUCGUCCCGUUUGUUCUUCUGGAGAAGACUCACGUCGUAAACUGCUUCCUAGAGCAGAUGAGGAGGGAAGGGCUGUACCCUGAGCAGAAGCACCUUGAACAUUUGGCGGAUCAGCUCAGUUACUACUCUGCGGGGGGCAGGCAGUACUCCAGGACGGGCUGCAAGCAGGUGGUGGCCAAAGUCAGCCUCCAGUAGGGAUUUAUUGCAGAGACCAAGCCCUGCUCUCAGGAUUGGCCAAACUGUGGGCUCAUGGAGGGGUGUGGUACAUCAGGCUGUGGUCAAGGUGUCCUUUCUCAGCCCUGCACUGACUCUGUCCUGGUUGAGGUGGAGGGAUGGCAGCCCAGACAACCCUGUUCUCCCGAGGCUUCACUUGUUCCUGAUGUUCUGUGAAUAAGGAAGGGCAAGGAAGCCCAAACCACCUCCCAGCUCCUCAUGUUCUCAUUGGGAUACUUGUCAUUAGGGAGUUGUCAGGUGGCAUCAAAAGCUGCAGGACCUAAAAAGGAGGAUGAAACAAUUCCUGGGUGGCUGCCCCUGCAGAACACAUCACCUCACGUGUCUCACUCCCUCCCAGGCUCACAGUCACCAGCUCUGUGCCGUUCUUGGUCCUGGCUGGUGUGUGCAGAGCAGAGGUGGGGCUGGAUACCUGGGGGAACUGAGAGAAUUUGUGGCUCCUGCUCCCCCAAACCGCGGGCAGCCAGAGCUCUGCUUUCCGCACCUCCUACGUGACCACAUCCUCGGGAGAGCGCCUUUUGGAUCUGCUCCUGGGCUGUUGCUCUUCUGAGCUCAUACCUGAGCUCACCUUUGGCACCUGCAGUGAGUUUUCUGCCCUGCAGGUCUGUUUGGGCUCGCCUUGGAGACUGCUGGGCUGUGCCAGCCGGUGCAGGAAUAACCUCCGGAUUGUUUCGGGUCUCGUCCCCAGAGCUCUUCUGCUUUUUGCUCUGGGCCCACGUCACUGUGCUGCUUAUCUAGAAAGCCCAAAAUAGCAACUGAUGUAUAUUAAGCAGCACACACUGGAGAAGACGGUUUGGGCUGCCUGGGCCUGUGCAGUGGGGAUGCUGGGCUUGUUGCCAGUCCUGUGAGGCCAGGAGGAGGCUCUUUGCCAGCAAGACCCAGGUGAGAACUGGGAGCACCCCAGGAAGAGCACACGACCGUGUUCUGAGCAGGCAAACUGCGCAGGUAUUUAUGACAUCGUUUUUUUCAGGUUUGGGUUUUGUGCAAGGGUUCUACAAUUCGCUGUGAAUUCCCACAUAGGUGACCCUGUGGAUGUUCGCUCUGGGUGUUUGAUUCACCUCUUGCUAAUUUGUUGGUUUGCAAAGACUCCAUCACCAGCUCCUGCUUCCAGAGCUAUUGUCAGGAAUAAACCCAAACUGUCCUGAAUAAAAUAAUUCA
Empidonax traillii (willow flycatcher) is the source of this 2931-nucleotide messenger RNA. RefSeq names its product torsin family 4 member A (gene TOR4A). The record is from RefSeq and is a predicted model, not a curated record. Gene Ontology annotation, cellular component: endoplasmic reticulum lumen; nuclear envelope. The transcript has 3 exons. The coding region runs from base 145 to 1737 and encodes 530 amino acids. Gene Ontology annotation, biological process: negative regulation of apoptotic process. Gene Ontology annotation, molecular function: ATP binding; ATP hydrolysis activity. NCBI's taxonomy places the organism in Eukaryota, Metazoa, Chordata, Aves, Passeriformes, Tyrannidae.